Molecule: messenger RNA, 1711 nt
Organism: Notothenia coriiceps (black rockcod)
Lineage: Eukaryota; Metazoa; Chordata; Actinopteri; Perciformes; Nototheniidae
Product: atrial natriuretic peptide-converting enzyme-like
Exons: 6
Biological process (GO): proteolysis
Molecular function (GO): serine-type endopeptidase activity
Source: RefSeq, a predicted model, not a curated record
UCAUGCGUGUCAUUCCCGGAGGAGAGUGUCAGUGCUUUGUUCCCGAGAAGAAUGUGGGCAUCGCCCGGCGGCCGGCCUGCCCCCCCUCCGGCAGAAGAGGAUUCUGGGAGAUGUAGUCUCCCGGCAGAAGAGGAUUCUGGGAGGUCGAGUCUCCAGAAAGGGGUCGUGGCCUUGGCAGUGCUCGCUGCAGAGCGGCCCGAGCGGACACGUCUGUGGCUGCGUUCUGAUUGGACGCCGCUGGGCGCUAACCGUCGCUCACUGCUUCGAGGGGAGGGAGGGGGCUGAUCUGUGGAAGGUGGUUCUGGGUCUGAAUAACCUGGAUCACCCCGGGGGAAACAGCCAGACUCGAGGAGUGAAAUCCAUCGUCGUUCACCCCCGAUACAACCGGGCCGUCGUCGAUUACGAUAUCAGCGUUGUGCAGCUCGACUCUGAGAUCGAUGAGACGGAGUUCGUGCGGCCGGUUUGUCUCCCCGACAUUUCUCAACUUCCUCUUCCUGAUUCCUACUGUUACAUCACCGGCUGGGGACACAUGGGAAACAGGAUGCCCUUCAAGCUGCAGGAGGGUGAGGUCCGGAUAAUUUCUCUCUCUCAGUGUCAGUCCUACUUCGACAUGAAGACUAUAACUCCCAGAAUGCUUUGCGCCGGAUACGAAGCGGGGACUGUCGACUCCUGCAUGGGAGACAGCGGCGGCCCCCUGGUGUGUUCAGACGCCUCCGGUCGCUGGACGCUCUUCGGUCUGACCUCCUGGGGCAGCGUCUGCUUCAGUAAAGUUCUCGGACCCGGAGUCUACAGCAACGUCACACACUUCACCUCCUGGAUCCAACAGCAGAUCUACACACACACUUACCUGAGCGACUGACACACACACACACACACACACACACACACACACACACACACACACACACACACACACACACACCUACACACCUGUGCCUAUAUCUAUACUGUUAGCCUCACAUGCUAACUAAGAUAAGAUGAGAUAAGAUGGACCUUUAUUAAUCCCCGUGGGGACAUUCAGUAGUUUAACAGCAACAGGGUGAGAAUGAACAAGUUCAAAUUAACAUGUAUACAUAUUGGGUUAUAACUGCAGUGUAAACUCCUAUUAGUGAUGCUAACUAGUUAGCUAACAAGUAGACGCCACACUUAACGCUAAAAACACAUUUGAUCUCUUCAGGGUUUGUGAGGAUCUGUUUAACCUUUAAUGAAGUGUAACCGCUGCUGGAAACCUAACGCUGACUUUUUAAUUAGCUUUUAGCAUUGAGAUAUCUUAAUUCAUAAGAUCAUCCAAAAUCAUCCAAAAAAAUGUGGAUUGAAUUCCACUUUUUUUAGAUUUGAAGCGUCAAAUAUUUAGAAUGUAGGUUUAGUUUCCAAUAUUUAAAAAAAUGUAAGGAUAAUUGUUUUUUAGAGAGGCCUGCAUAGAGCAUCUGAGGGGGGACACAUUUGAAAAUUCCCCAAUUAUUUUUUAAAGACUUGCCAGUUUUUCAAAAGAUACAAAUAUUUGAAAAAAUUCUAAAUUUUCCCGGAACGGAAAAUACAAAAAGUUUAGCAAAAAUAUGAAACAAUAAUAAUCUUUAAGUCGUACAAUAUGGUGUCAAAAAAUGUAGUUACAUUUCCACCAACUGGAAUUUCUCAAAGAACAAAAACAUCUCAUAAAUCCAGAACAAUAUUUUUAAAGUAAAAUAAACUCACGGUAUUUAAACUUCAACAU